GAGAUCUUUUUUCAACCCCCAAAACAAGACGCUCCUCUUCUCCUUCUUCUCUCAUCAGAUCUUCUCUCUUUUUAAGCUCCUCGAUACAAAUCUCAAGCCCUCCGUCUCUUCUCUUCUAUAAAACACUCGCUAAUUCAAAUCCUUCCCGCUCCUCUCAACCCUAGAUACAUCACACCCGCGGAUCUGCGCAGAAUCAAGAGAGAGAGAGAGAGAGAAUAAACAAAAAAGAAGAAGAAUAAUGGAAGGGAAGGGAACAGCAGAACAAGGGCUGGAGGGAAGCCAACCAGUAGAUCUCAAGCAACAUCCUUCUGGAAUCGUCCCUACUCUUCAGAAUAUUGUUUCUACAGUCAAUUUGGACUGCAAAUUGGAUCUUAAGGCCAUUGCAUUGCAAGCUCGUAAUGCAGAAUACAAUCCCAAGCGUUUUGCAGCUGUGAUUAUGAGAAUAAGAGACCCGAAGACUACUGCUUUGAUAUUUGCAUCUGGUAAAAUGGUUUGUACAGGAGCCAAGAGUGAAGACCAAUCAAAAUUAGCAGCACGGAAGUAUGCUCGAAUCAUUCAGAAACUUGGUUUUGAUGCCAAGUUUAAGGAUUUUAAAAUUCAGAACAUAGUUGGGUCUUGUGAUGUUAAAUUCCCCAUAAGACUCGAAGGUCUGGCAUAUUCUCAUGGGGCAUUUUCAAGUUAUGAACCAGAACUGUUCCCUGGCUUGAUUUAUCGAAUGAAGCAACCAAAGAUUGUGCUUCUUAUAUUUGUUUCUGGAAAAAUUGUUCUCACAGGAGCAAAGGUAAGAGGUGAGACCUAUGAAGCCUUUGAGAACAUAUACCCUGUUCUUACGGAAUUCAGGAAAAACCAGCAAUGAUUGGUAUUAUGAACGAUGGUGGAAUUGUAUUUCAGGAAGGUAAUCCAGGACGUAUGGAAAUAUGGAAAUCAAAUGCACAGGGGUUUGGAUUGUACAUAAGGAGAUUGUGCAUUGUUUUAUCGGUUGAUGACUGAAAAGUUCAGUUAUGUCCUUUGUAGUAACUUAACUACAAAAAAAAAAAGAGAGAGAGAAAAAGAAGGAAGCUCAGCCCAAUUUAAGGGCGUUUGUGGGAAUCUUGUGCGUUAAAAUUGUUAAAAUGGAAAAAGCACUUAUUUUAGGCUAUACAAUAGAGCAAUAAAUUUCUUGUGGGUGGAUGUCACGUUGAUUAAAUUUCUUGUAGAGAGCAAUCGUUCUUCUUUCUCAAUGUCAUGUACUAUGGAUUAGCCUGAUAACCAGCUGCACAAUUGCACCGAAGUUAUAAUUUUCUACUCUCCUUCCCCAAA
Molecule: messenger RNA, 1299 nt
Organism: Argentina anserina (silverweed cinquefoil)
Lineage: Eukaryota; Viridiplantae; Streptophyta; Magnoliopsida; Rosales; Rosaceae
Product: TATA-box-binding protein
Exons: 10
Coding region: 239-856 (205 amino acids)
Biological process (GO): DNA-templated transcription initiation
Molecular function (GO): RNA polymerase II general transcription initiation factor activity; DNA binding
Source: RefSeq, a predicted model, not a curated record